This is a messenger RNA of Paraglomus brasilianum, 348 nucleotides long. The record is from the annotation of a GenBank genome assembly. Lineage: Eukaryota; Fungi; Glomeromycota; Glomeromycetes; Paraglomerales; Paraglomeraceae.
AUGGCUAAAAGUAUGCGAAGCAAAUCCAAACGUCGCUUCCGUGCCAUAAAGCGUCAGAAUGUGUUCGCCCCAGUUGAAGAGGCUCGAUUACGGAGACUUGCGGCUAAGCAGGCUGAGGCAACGAGAGUCUCUGAUAACAAGAAUAACAAGAAUAGCAUGGACUAUGAAGCACAGACAACGACAGUCGAAGAGGAUACGCAAGCUGUAGUAAUGGAUGUCGAUGCGCCUAAGAUAUCAACAAGCACGCCCAAGAAUGGGAGGUAUAAGGGAAAGAAGAAGGGGAAGAAGAGGGGAAUGGGUAAAACGAAAAGGAAGAUUCUUAAUGCAUUAGUCCACUUUAGGAGAUGA